AUGGAGAACACACUCUCAUCUCUGAAUAGCCUUGCUGAGACAUGGCUGACCCUUGGCUCGGCUUCCUGUUACAUAGACCUCAACUACACCUUUCUGAGUGGACUGGGGCUGCUGCUUCUGUACCUCUGCUACCUGUCCCUGAAACUGGUUUUACAGUCACCAUCACCGUGGGAGAAGAAACACACUCCACAGCCAAAAGGCAGAACUGAGAGCAAAAGAAGGAAAGCAGUUAACGGUGGGAGGACUGGCCAGACAGCCUCUGAGGAAGGGAGCAGGCUGCAGACGACACUGCAGAGCCUGGACAAAUUGCAUGAUCCCACAGGCCUUCACAAACUACUACAUCCAGAUCCCCUCUGCCACGUACCUAACAAAGCAAAUGCUCAGGCCAGUUGCCUGCUCUCUCAGGCUCCCCUGCAAGUCAAAGCUGUCUUGCUGUCCCAUUUGCCUUCUACAGACUUCACGACAGAGACCUCAUUGUACCUUUUCUCUCACCUCCCAGCAAAGCAACCAGCACUUCCAGUUCCAGAAGCCCUGCCCCAGCCUUCAUCAACUUCCCCGUCCCUCCUCUCACCUCACCAAAUCAUUCCUCUGGAUGGCUUCCCUUCUCCCCCACCACUCAGUGCCUCUCUGUCACCGCAGGCAUCUGCUCCCUUAAACCCUGCAGCAUUACUGAACCAUAUCACACUUACCGCUUUUCCUCCUCCACUUCCACAUGCCACCCAGGAAGCACACUCUAUUAACGAGCAGCCUCUAGACCCCUGUGCUUCUCCAGGCUCAAACCAGAGACCCACAAGGGUCCCCACUGUAGAGACAGGAGAUCCUUCCUCUCCCAACCCUGAUAUCUCGGCACUCUUCAAGAGGCAAGAGAAAAGGGAGACCAACUUCACUGCAUCUAAACAUGAAAAAGAGAAAGCGGAAUUUUUUUCAAUGCCACUAAAUACGUCAGAGCAAAUCUCAGUGUCAAUGGCUGGUCCAAAGAACUCAGAAGUCACAAGCCUUUCAAGUAACUGGAAAGACAAGCCAGGGGGUCCUCAGCUAUACCAGCAGCCCUCUCCUCCCAAGAAUUCUGAAGACCAAUCAGAGAUCAAAGACAUCCAGCUGUUUUGGGGCCCUCCUUCUCUCCACAGUGAGUCCCUGGAACAUGAGGAUGCUGCCCCAAGAAACAGUUACUCAGAAAGCACCCAUUUCAACGGAAUGGCGAAGGCCUCCACAGGCAACUCCACCCUUCUUCACCCCACACCUCUGCCCUUGCCUGAGAGUGACCAGCAGGUCUGGCCGCAAGUCUUACCUCAAUCUCAGACCAAACCUGACUCUUCUGCCAAGUCUGAGGCCCAGUCUAACCCCGUAAUCCAAGUCCUGCCACCUUCUCCUCAGUCCCAGCUUAGGAUCUGUGGGGUGCGUUUUCAUGGACCCCAAGAGUGGGCACAGCCUCUUGGCCCAUCUGAAAUUCACCAGCUGGAAUUCAACCUAUUACAAAAAGCACUGGAAAGUUUUGGGGGGUUACCUACUGUAGCCCAAAGAUUCCCAGGAGGCUUCUGUCAUCCACCUCUUAAGAUCUCAACCCGAAACUCAUCCAAGGUUUAUGGCCCCAGGUUAAUCCUUCCAGGAGACUUCCCCCUCACCACAGAAGUCCGGAGGAAACUAGAACACCAUCUUCGAAAGAGACUCAUCCAGCACCGGUGGGGCCUGCCAUACAGGAUCAGCGAGUCCCUGUCACACAUGUGUCCUCGGUCAGAGCUUGCUGAGGACGCCGAGCCAGGGAACAGUCAUGGACUCUCCUGGAUCUCUCUCUAUAAGCUCAGUGCCAGCAGGAACCCAUCAAGCUUUGCUCUAAGCCGAUCUGGAAGCCUCCAUAAAAGGCACUUAGAUAGUCACGCUCCAAAGGAGGAAGACCUCAAACUUCGUAGACAAUGUCUAAGGAUAGACCAAAAUUAUCAUCUCCAGAGAAACUCCAAUGAGGCUACAAAAGGCAGUGUAGACCCAGGCUCCGAGGCACAGGUACAACUUAAACCAGGAAGUAUGUCUAGAAAGAUUUCAAAGGCUUCAUGGGUCAAGCAGUGCCAGAAAGAAUGUGAAACUUUGCUGCAAGAGCAUCUGGGCAGCAAAACCAAAGAACCCAGGGAGGGUGAGAUCCCUAGCACUGUGGACAAAUCACGACGUUCUGUCAGCAAGGCACAGCCUCCACCUGACACAACCCCCAAACAAACGAAAGCUCUGGCGCCAUUGGCAGGGGACGAAGACCCACUGAAAACACCCCAGCACAGUUUGGCACUGAGUCCUACCAAAGAAAAGGUGUUGGAAGAACACAUUAAGACCUUUGGCAAGAGGAUGGCAUUUGGUCAGCCCCAAAGGGUUGAAUCCUUAGAGUCCUACCUGACAAAAGUACAGCCACCCAGUUCUUUCUCUCAGUUCCACUGUCCCUCACACACCAUUUCUGGACUGGAUUCUGACAAGUCCUCCAGACUCCUCCAAAGAAACACUAAUGGAGACAGAAGGGAGACAGUGAAUUUAGCCCCCAUCCAAGGAGGGCCUCUCCCUGCUAGCUUGCCUGUGGGCCAGAUACAUCCAGCCUCUGGGAUCAGGAAGGUGUUUGUUGAUAAAAAAGCUCCAAGUGGCAGAGAGGCCGUCCAGCCCUGGACACCCAGUAUGGUGGACAAAGGCAGCCUGCAACAGUUUGGAUCACACAACAGACACCACCCAGAGCCCAUGAGCCCAGAUGGGCCAACAGAUGAGAGACUGACUUCCAGCACCAACACACAGGGGCCUCGGGGAGAAAGGAAGAGCUGGGAAGAUGGCUCCAUGGCUGAGGGGUCCAUGGAGCUACUCAAGAAAGAGGAACUCCCUGGUCUUCACCCACAGGCCACUAAGAUCUUGGCAGCCCCCCAAGGCACAUGCUCCUCAGGAAGCCAUGUGGCCGCAUGUGAAUCCCUGCAGGAAAUGUCAGCUCCCCACAACUCUGAGACAUCUGGCAAGAAGGGUCAGGUGUCCAGAGGAGGCCUGUUGAACUCAGAGAGUGGACCACACAUCCAGGUGCCAGGCCUGCCUGCCCUGCCCUUUGCCUCAGAAGAAGUGGCUUCCAAAGGCCAGGGGCCCCCCAGUGGGGAUUUGGCAGCCCCUCAGGUGAUGCAUGCUCACCUGCCCACUGUGGGGGUCAGCAUGGAGCCAUGGCAGGGCCCCUGGGUCCCUGCACAUGUCCCAGGCAAGCUCCAGAACAAGGACUGCCCUCCAGCUGUCAGGAGAGUGUCUCCACUGGCAACUGAAGCAGAAAAGCUUGGCAGAGGGGAUGCAGGCUCGGGGACAUCCCCAACCAGAGAGGAGAGACACAGUGUUCAGGCCAGGGCAUCAGAGGGACCACAUAGACACUCCUCCUCCCCAGCCCUGGUCCCUAAGAGGCAGCCUCCAGAAAAUCACUUCACCAGCCAGGUGAGGAGCUUCCUGCAGAGGCUGUCCCCUGGGAGAAAACGCAAGGGGCAGCAAAGGCCCCUGGCUAAGGACAGCUCCCCAUCAAUGUCUGCAAAGGGCACAAGCCUCACCCAAGGCAGAUGGGAGUUUUGUGGCAACACUGAAGCUCAGAAAUGUGAGAGAGACCCUGGGGUGCUCCUCAGGAAACAGCGGGGCACAGGCCUGGGACAGCCACCCCCUGUCCCCAGGCACCUGUGCCCCCCCCUUAUGGGCUCUGCAGAAGCUCAGCAGGAGGUCCAAGGGCAGGCUGAGGCAGAGCCAGUGGAGAGGCCCCACUCCUGGGGCAAAGCUCCCUGCUGUCAAGUGCAAAGGGCUGAGUUCUGCAGCCCAGGACAAGGGCAGGCAGCCCCUGAGAGGUGCGGCACUGUGGGAGAAGCGAAGAUGGUGGAGACCUCUCCCAUGCGUGCUUCCCGGGAACCCGAGUCCCACCAGGGUCCUGUCUGUAGGUGUCGAGCUGGUCAGGUGCCUGCAGCUGCCCUUCUCUGUGUUGAAGACCCUGUUGGGAGGUUUCCAGUUCCCAAACAAAAUGCUUAUCCAGGUUUUCUCGGGAAUAGGUUUUCUGCCCAACAGUAA
Molecule: messenger RNA, 4035 nt
Organism: Psammomys obesus (fat sand rat)
Lineage: Eukaryota; Metazoa; Chordata; Mammalia; Rodentia; Muridae
Product: spermatogenesis-associated protein 31D3-like
Exons: 4
Coding region: 1-4035 (1344 amino acids)
Source: RefSeq, a predicted model, not a curated record